Messenger RNA from Symbiodinium pilosum, 172 nucleotides. NCBI's taxonomy places the organism in Eukaryota, Dinophyceae, Suessiales, Symbiodiniaceae. The record is from the annotation of a GenBank genome assembly.
GUGGUAGUGGAGCUGCGUGGAGCGUGGGAGCAUGGAGACGAGCUCCUCUUGGGCCUCUGGCCUCAGGACACCGACCUCUCAGAGCUCUUCGCCUUCCCAGGGCCCCAGCCCGAUGGCGCGGCAUCAACUGAGCCACUGGCGCCGUCAGCGGCACCAGGAGUUUGGGUGUCCU